GGAAGCGACACGCCUUCUUCCAUUCGGAUCCGCGAGAAUCAGCGGCGCUCGCGUAAUCAGCGGAAAGAGCUCAUCCAGGACCUGCAGCGACGCGUGCAGGAAUAUGAAGCCAAAGGCAUCGCCGCUACCCAAGAGAUGCAACGCGCAGCUCGCAAGGUUGCAGAGGAAAAUGCACGUCUAAAGAGCUUGCUGGCCAGCCGUGGUGUGUCGCGCGAGGAGGUGGAUGCGUAUCUACGAUCCUUUGAUGCGCCAAGCGCCCCAAGUCCCUCAGCUGCCGCGCUUCCUGUCGGAUACGCGACGUAUCCUUCUUCAAACGCCGAGCGGGUGCGCAACAAUCAGCGUCGCAGUCGCGCCCGGCGCAAGGCAUACAUUGCCGAACUUGAAACGAAGCUCCGCGAAUCUGAAAACGGAUGUAGUCAAGACCCUACGACAGCAGAGCUCGCGAAAGCUACCCAGGAGGUUCAAUCGCUCAAAAAGCUGUUGUAUACGUUAGGGCUUGACGAAGCAUUCCUCGAGGCUUUCUCGAGAGCCCAGCAUCUCGCAGCACAGUUCUCAAGCUACCAAGAGAGCAUCACACACAUCGGCAGUACGCCUGAAACAUCUUCUCAACAUAUGAAUACUUCAUUGAUCAGCGAGUUGGACACAAGCUCUAUUGUCCCCUCCCAAAAGCAAGCACAUGAGGUUUAUUCACCAUUCGGCGCGGAGAUGGACAUACGGAAUGCGAAUAUGCAACUGAACCUAGUAGAUUCGUAUGCGAUGGACGCGUCGCCCUCAUGGGCAUCGCAAGAUAUGCCUGCUGCCAUGACUCCUCCAGCAUGCGCCAAUGGAGGUUUGAGUUUGUUGAGCCCACUUCAGGAUAACGCGGCCGAGUUUUCGCCAGCAUCGAAUGGACUACCAGCGCAACUUUCAGUUUCGACAACGCUUUGUACAACCGCUUUCUCCCUCGUGCUUGCACAAAACCCCGACGGCCACAGCUCAGAAUAUCUGGACAAGAAGCUAAGGGCGGGCUACCGAUUCAGCACGUCUCCGUUGGAAGGUUGUCGCAUACAAAAUCAUGUCUUGUUGGAGGUUCUUGCAGAGAUUGCAUGA
Alternaria novae-zelandiae is the source of this 1089-nucleotide messenger RNA. RefSeq lists its product as uncharacterized. Gene Ontology annotation, biological process: regulation of DNA-templated transcription. Gene Ontology annotation, molecular function: DNA-binding transcription factor activity. The transcript is spliced from 4 exons. The annotation marks the transcript as partial. The record is from RefSeq and is a predicted model, not a curated record. NCBI's taxonomy places the organism in Eukaryota, Fungi, Ascomycota, Dothideomycetes, Pleosporales, Pleosporaceae.